Messenger RNA from Capronia coronata CBS 617.96, 699 nucleotides. RefSeq lists its product as uncharacterized. NCBI's taxonomy places the organism in Eukaryota, Fungi, Ascomycota, Eurotiomycetes, Chaetothyriales, Herpotrichiellaceae. The record is from RefSeq and is a predicted model, not a curated record. The transcript has a single exon. The coding region runs from base 1 to 699 and encodes 232 amino acids.
AUGUCAGGAACCAUUCGGCCCGCCGACACCGCCGCAGUAUGGAGAAAGGCUUUUCGCGCUGCAGAUUUCGUCAACCCAAACACUCCCACUCGCUCCGUCUACGACUUCCUAGACGACAACGAUCGCGACUUGCUCCUCUGGUUGGCCUUGCAUGGUAUGCAGCCUCGCGAGAUCGCCUGGGUCCUGAAGCAGGACUACAUCCCGGCCUCCUACGACAUACCGGACCAAACACAUCUCGCAAAUCUCAGAGUUCUUGUCGAGGAGGUCGUCGGAGAACUGGCCUGGGGAGACGAUGGAGAGGAGCAACCGGGCGCACUGGUAGAUCGGCUGGUGGCACGCGACGACACGCUCAAUUGGAGCCCAUACUACCUUCGGAAGGCGCUGGACUAUGCCGCCGCCACCACCUCCACCACCAACGACGCCGAGGUCCGGGCCAAGCUUCGCGAUCGGGCAAAAGAAAAGCUGGCUCUGAACAAGUGGCGGGUCACGCACGGCGGCCAGGACCCGAGGCCAGGCAGCACCCGAGAGAGCAAGCAGUACCUUGCUGCUCUGCAGGGCCUGGAGAGGGAGGAGGAGGUCGCCCAGGACCUGGAGAAGGCUGGGCACGUCGCUGGCAGCCACGUCGCCGAAAAGGCGCUGAUGCUGGAGUGGUUGUCGAAGAUUCGCCAGGCAGGCGGAUUUCCUGGUCUUCCGGCCUGA